CCGCAAGGAAAGGAGACACGAGUUCGAUAGAAAAGAUAUUGACCUCAAAACCAAAGAAAGAAGGAUUGCUUGCUUCUUUUGCAAGGCUGAGAAAUUAACAAGAAAACAAAUCCAAGAGAGGACAGUUCACAUAUUAAAGACUGAAAGUGCAGAAACAAAGGAUUAUCAAUUUGUAAAAUAUUUAAUAGACUGUUCCCACUGAUUGAACAACUUUAACAGUGACAUUCAAAAUGGCUGAAUCAGUUGGUGUUAAGAAGGUGUGUGAGCUUUGCCUUAAAGCAACCUCACAGUAUACAUGUCCAAGAUGUAACAUUAGAUAUUGUACAUCAGUAUGUUACAAAGGAGAAUCACAUGCAAAUUGCUCAGAGGCAUUCUAUAAGGAUUGUUUCAUGGAGGCUUUGAAAGAAAAAGAAGUUAAUGAAGAAGAUAAGAAGCAAAUGAUCGAAACUCUCAAAAAGUAUGAAGAUGACCCAUAUGAUUUAGAUUCAGAUGAAGAAGAGCUAAGUUUGGAAGAACGUAUGUCUGGCCUGGAUUUGGAUAAUGAUUCUGACGAAAUUUGGAGCGCGCUUACUGAUGUUGAAAAGAAGGAGUUUCAGGCAAUGCUUCAAGAUGGCCGUCUCGGACAUUUAGUUGAACUAUGGGAACCAUGGUGGACUAGUCAUAAUGCUGCAUUGGUUACUGAAGUAGGGAAGAAAAUACAACCACCUAAAGGCCAGCUUCAAAUCCUAACAAAAAUACCUGAGAUUGGAUUGUUGCUGAAGAAUCCACCAUCCGAGAAUAUCAAAUAUGGCGUCCUGAAUAUCCUCUAUGGCUACUGCUAUCUACUAAGGCUACAUAAUGGUGAACAGGCUGCUGAUUCUGCUAUUCAGUUUUGUCAAGAUCUGAAAGAAAUUUCCGACUGUCUCGGAGACAUGGUGUAUUCUUUAACAAGUGAAGCAUUGCAGAUUGCCAUUGAGAACAUAUCAGGCAAAGCCAAAAGUGUAUUUGUUUCUCAGGAGUUCUCUAUCAGUAUCAUAGAAGACGUGAAACAUGUGAUUAUUGGACCUGAUACCAGUUCUUCUAUAGAUUACGUACUUGCCGCUUUGUCAGAUAUUUACCGAAAUUUUGUCAGUGCCAGAAAAAUGGUUAAUAAUGAGCUGAAAAAUGUCACAAAACCAGAAGAACAAGCAGCCUUGAAGGAGAUGAAAAAAGGAUUUUUCAAAAUCGGUAAAGGAGUAGAGUUUAAACUAGCAUGGGCUAAAUCCUAUGGGGCAAUGAUGCAGUCACUUAUCCCAGAGUUGGAACUAGAACUAUGUUCUUUAACAUCAGAGUUUGCUACUCAAAGUAAAGUUAACAAAUACUUUGAAAAGAAAUUGAAAGCAAAACCCAAGAAACCAUUAAUUGAAGAACUCUAAUCAAUUCAAACCUGAACAUUUCUGAAGUGAACUAUUUCAAAUGUUUUAUUAGCAAUAUGACUAAAGUCAUUAAAAUCUCAAAUACUUUGACUCAUAAGAUGACUGGUUUCGUGAUUAUUUGCAUUCAAGAGUAGGACAUUAUUGCCUGGUUAGAAUAAGGAAGUAAACACACUAGACGUGAUAACAAAAAUUGCAAUAUUUUUGAUAUACUUUAUCUUAAUAGAAAUG
Owenia fusiformis is the source of this 1622-nucleotide messenger RNA. The record is from the annotation of a GenBank genome assembly. NCBI's taxonomy places the organism in Eukaryota, Metazoa, Annelida, Polychaeta, Sabellida, Oweniidae.